AUGGCUUCACUGGACCGAUACAAGGGCCUCAAAGAUGUACAGGGCGGAGAGGCUGCAACUAGUGCGCGUGCAAUUACUCCUGAAUACCUUGGUCGUAUGUAUGAUUACAAUCGUAAACCCGAAAACUGGAUUAUCCGGCCUUAUGAACCCUCGAAACGCAGCAAAGACCAGGAAAAUGAGCAGUGGGGCGGUCCACGAUUCCGUCGCGAGCUCCAUCUUGCCUAUACAUUAGCCUUUGCAUGUUUAUUGCGUGUUGAUGAAGUACUCAAAAUCCAGGCACACGAGAUUAGGAUUGUUCCAGAAAACCCAAAAUGCCUUGAGGUAACUCUACCAUUCCGGAAAACCAACCAAUUUGGAACAGAAGUUCAGCCGUUCUAUCUGCACGCUCUUCCAUCCUCCCUCAAGCAUCUAUGUCCUGUUCGGGCUUAUGCUGACUGGAUCAAUCUCACCAAAAUCACUGAAGGAUACAUUUUCAGGAAGAUUGGAUCUGGGGACCGCAUAUCAGCUAAUCCAAAUGCCCAAUUAGUAGGUCACUGUCGCAACUGA
This is a messenger RNA of Lentinula edodes (shiitake mushroom), 546 nucleotides long. RefSeq lists its product as uncharacterized. Gene Ontology annotation, biological process: DNA recombination; DNA integration. The transcript is spliced from 4 exons. Gene Ontology annotation, molecular function: DNA binding. Bases 1 to 546 code for a protein of 181 amino acids. The record is from RefSeq and is a predicted model, not a curated record. Lineage: Eukaryota; Fungi; Basidiomycota; Agaricomycetes; Agaricales; Omphalotaceae.